AUGCAUCUUAUCAUCAUUAUCUUUAUGUUCUUCCUGACGGCCAUGGCCCAAACUCGUAUUCUUAUCGGUGGAUGGCAUAUCCUUAGCUCUGAUGCCGUCCAGGGCUCGAUCGCGCAGUGGUCUGUCGCCAACGCCGAUGUCUCCAAGUGGUCGCGCAUUGGAGCAAGAGCGACAGUGCUGGGCGGACUCGUCGACAGCGUCGACCACCCUUACAACGAAACAGCCCUCUUUGCCUCAGACGCUCUCUCAACGGUCAAUAAAUCAGAAUUCCAUGUCCCUUGGCUCUAUCGCGAGCAAUUCUCGCUGCCCGCUCUCAGCUCCGACCAGCACGUUCAACUCAAUCUUCACGGAGUGAGCUCGAAAGCCGACGUCUUCCUCAAUGGCGUGCAGGUUGUUUUCAGCGAUAUCCAGAAAGGUGUUUAUGCCGGUCGCUCUUACGAUGUGACCUCCGCUGCUCGUUCCGGCAUCAACUGCCUUCUCAUCCAAGCUUAUCCCACCGACACCGGCAAAGACCUGGCCAUCUCGUUCGCCGACUGGAACCCUGCUCCUCCGGACUCAGGCAUGGGAGUAUGGCGCACCGUCGAGCUGGAGAUAACCGGGCCUGUAUCCCUCUCUCCGCUUCGAGUAACGCACACGUAUGACCGUGGCCGAACCAGUCCGCAGAGCUCCGUCGUGGUCACGAUCUGUACUGAUGUGAAGAAUCAUGGAAAUGCGCCUCGUGACGCGGUCAUAAAUGGGACACUCGUGAUACCCGGCGGGUUGGAGAUCCAGCUCUCCCAACAGAUGCAAUUGAUGGCGCACUCCACUUAUACCCUCACACUCGAGGCCACUCUGUCAGGCUCGCAAGUGCAAAUCUGGUGGCCGGCUGCUUGGGGUCCGCAACCACUCUACGAGGUCUUUCUGGAUGCGACGCUCCUGAAUACCGUGUCGGAUUCUGCCCAUGCCACGUUCGGAAUUCGCAGCGUCGAAUACAAGCAUAAUGCCAACGGCGACGGCGAGUUCGCUGUCAACGGUCGAAUCUUUCAGGUCCGCGGUGCCGGCUAUGCGCCCGAUAUCUUCCUACGUUUUGAUGUGCGGCGGCUUGAAACCAUCUUUCGAUACGCACUCGACAUCGGGCUCAAUACGAUUCGCCUCGAAGGGAAACAAGAACACCCAGAACUGUACGAGCUGGCGGAUCGCAUGGGCCUCAUGGUAAUGGCGGGGUGGAUGUGCUGUGACAAGUGGGAGGGAUGGGAGUACAAUCACGACGUUCAAGGGGUCGAGGUGUGGCGAGAUGAAGACUACGCGAUUGCAGAGGCGUCCAUGCUGCACGAGGCGGGAAUGAUGCAGACCCAUCCAUGCCUGCUUGGCUUCCUACUUGGCUCCGACUACUGGCCUGACGAACGAGCGACUACAGCGUACCUGGCCGCCCUCCAACGCAUGGAUUGGCCGAAUCCCGUCAUUGCUUCCGCGAGCAAACGCGGUCAUCCGUCCCAACUGGCCCCGUCCGGAAUGAAGAUGGAAGGUCCUUACGACUGGGUUCCCCCGAUUUAUUGGUGGGGAGACAGACUCGGUGCGGCAUUUGGCUUUGCAUCCGAAGUAAGCGCUGGCUCCGGAACACCAGAGCUGAGUAGUCUCAAGCGCUUCCUUUCCGAUCAGGACCUAGAUCGACUGUGGAAGAAACCGAACGACGGACAAUACCAUCAAGCGCCCAAGGACAGCGUUUUUCACUACCGACAGAUUCACAACAAGGCUCUAAAGAGUCGGUACGGGAGCCCAAACAGCCUGGAGGACUACGUAUUCAAGUGUCAGCUCAUGGACUAUGAAGCAACGCGAGCGCAGUUUGAGGCGUUUGCCGCGCGCGAAGCGACCGGGGUCGUUUACUGGAUGCUCAACAGCGCAUGGCCGAGUCUGCACUGGCAGCUCUUCGACUACUACCUCCUCCCGAUGGGAGCGUACUACGGGGCCAAGGCCGGCGCGCGACUGCAGAAUGUCGUUUUUGACUAUGGUUCGACCAGUGUUCGCGUCGUCAAUCAUUCGCUCUCCCCGGGGUGCUACCUCGUUUCGGCGGACCUGGUCGAUACUGACGGGAAGACGCUGCUGCAUCAUCAAGAGGCAGUCGAUGCCACGCCGACCAGCGCCAAGGAGGUCUUCUCACUGGCUAAGAUCUUGCAAUUAGCAAAGCCUGCUUUUCUACGGCUGGUCCUGUCUACGGACUGCAACUCUAAUGUCACCCUCAGUCGGAACGUGUACUGGGUGAAUGGCCGCAUGGACAGUUUGAAUUGGGAGAACUCGACUUGGUACCAUACUCCAACCAAACGAUAUGCGGAUUUCACAGCGUUGGGCCCUGGCCGACUCGCCCCUGCUGCGGUUCUUGCUGUCGUUCGACCUGUCGCCCAUCCAGACCCGACCAUGACCAAGCUCGAGAUCCGCCUCCAGAAUCUGGUCAAAGUCCCGGCAUUCUUUGUCCGGCUGACGGUCCACGACAACGGCGAGGAGAUCCGUCCGGUCUUUUGGUCAGACAACUACAUCACGCUGUUUCCGCGGGAGCAGCUGACGUUGGUGGUGGAGUUCCGGGCAGAGCGGUGGAAGAUCAAGAUGAAGGGAGUGAAUGUGGUGGAGAGGGAUGUUGCGACAUAG
Aspergillus mulundensis is the source of this 2619-nucleotide messenger RNA. RefSeq names its product putative glycosyl hydrolase. Lineage: Eukaryota; Fungi; Ascomycota; Eurotiomycetes; Eurotiales; Aspergillaceae. The record is from RefSeq and is a predicted model, not a curated record. The coding region runs from base 1 to 2619 and encodes 872 amino acids. The transcript has a single exon. Gene Ontology annotation, molecular function: hydrolase activity, hydrolyzing O-glycosyl compounds.